GAGUAAAACGACCUCCCAUACAGGAGAAGCAAUUGUCCGAAAAAUUGUCCAAGUAAGGAGAUGUGCAACAACCUCGAAGCUAGUCUAAACUAGUGGGAGGUUGUCUGCAGGAAGCAGAAAAAAGCAAGAAAUGGCACGAGGGAAAAUUCAGAUGAAGCGUAUUGAGAACCCAGUACACAGGCAGGUUACCUUCUGCAAGCGCCGAGCAGGGCUUCUUAAGAAGGCUAAGGAGCUCUCUGUGUUGUGUGAUGCUGAAAUUGGGAUUUUCAUUUUCUCCGCCCAUGGAAAGCUCUAUGAACUAGCCACCAAAGGAACCAUGCAAGGGCUUAUUGAGAAGUACAUGAAGUCUAGUUGCGGGUCUCAGGAUGACCAAGCCAAAGAAGCACAACUUCUGGACACAAAAGAGGAGAUUAACAUGCUAAAGCAUGAGAUUGAAUUACUUCAGAAAGGCCUCAGGUAUAUGUUGGGAGGUGGGGCUGGAACAAUGACACUGGAAGAACUACGUAUCUUUGAAAAACAUCUUGAAAUUUGGAUCUAUAACAUCCGUUCAGCGAAGAUGGAGAUCAUGUUUCAAGAAAUCCAGUUAUUGAAGAAUAAGGAGGGAAUACUGAAAGCAGCAAACAAUUAUCUCCAAGAAAUGAUAGAGGACCAAACUGGAAUUACCAACAUUGCACCAAUGAUAACUCCGUAUCCACUAACUCCACAAAAUGAAAUAUUUCAAACUUAGGAUUUGCACACUGGUAGACUCUAACUCAUGAAAGCAAUGGUGCAACUUAGUAAUAUCUUUGUGAACUGUAUUGUAUGAAUAAAAACUCUGUAAACCUUUAUAAUAAGUUACUACUGGGUGGUGGUUGCCAGAGAUUGUAUUGUAAGCCUUUGUAAAAUUUUGCUAAUAUGCAAGGUCCUAGUGUUGUUAUUCAGCUUGAAAUUAUGGAUUGGUUUGCUAUUAUAUAAUGGAACUAUUUUCUAUUA
Molecule: messenger RNA, 972 nt
Organism: Vitis riparia (riverbank grape)
Lineage: Eukaryota; Viridiplantae; Streptophyta; Magnoliopsida; Vitales; Vitaceae
Product: agamous-like MADS-box protein AGL12
Exons: 7
Coding region: 131-727 (198 amino acids)
Biological process (GO): positive regulation of transcription by RNA polymerase II
Cellular component (GO): nucleus
Molecular function (GO): RNA polymerase II cis-regulatory region sequence-specific DNA binding; protein dimerization activity; DNA-binding transcription factor activity, RNA polymerase II-specific
Source: RefSeq, a predicted model, not a curated record